Phaeoacremonium minimum UCRPA7 is the source of this 996-nucleotide messenger RNA. RefSeq names its product putative endonuclease exonuclease phosphatase family protein. The coding region runs from base 1 to 996 and encodes 331 amino acids. NCBI's taxonomy places the organism in Eukaryota, Fungi, Ascomycota, Sordariomycetes, Togniniales, Togniniaceae. The record is from RefSeq and is a predicted model, not a curated record. The transcript has a single exon. Gene Ontology annotation, molecular function: single-stranded DNA binding; 5'-tyrosyl-DNA phosphodiesterase activity. Gene Ontology annotation, biological process: double-strand break repair. Gene Ontology annotation, cellular component: cytoplasm; PML body.
AUGAAAGACAGCGCUUCGCUGCGGAAGGCCUCGGUGCCAUGGAAAGAUGAUGAGCCUCAUCCACAGCCCUACUACACUUUCGACUCCGCGACCUCUUCUUGGGUUUUGAAGACCCCGUCUGAUGACGCAGCCCCAUCUGGAGAUAAUGACGGAAUCAACAGCAUCGCCCUCUACAGCUGGAACAUUGACUUUAUGCUGCCCUUCGCCAAAGCUCGCAUGCAGCCAGCACUUGCUCACCUCGCCAGCCUAAUACGUUCCGGUCCGUCGAGCACGGCUCCCGUCAUCUUCCUCCAAGAGUGCACGCCUUUGGACCUGGCCACAAUCGCCGAUACGCCGUGGGUCCGGGAGCGAUUCCAUUUGACCGACCUGGACACAAGCAAUUGGGCGACGACCCACUACGGUACAAUAACGCUUAUUGACUCCCGCCUGCCCAUCACGGCGGUCUUCCGGGUGCACUACUCCAAGACGCGCAUGGACCGCGACGCCUUCUUCGUAGACGUGUCCCUCGAGGGCAAGACGGUCCGCCUCUGCAACACACACCUCGAGUCCCUCGCCCUGAACCCGCCCUUCCGCCCGCCCCAGAUGGAGAUCGCGGCGAGGUACCUGCGUGAGGACAAGGUCCACGCCGGCCUAGCGGCGGGAGACUUCAACGCCAUCCAACUGUUCGACCGCACGCUGCACACGGACAAUGGCCUGAAGGACGCCUUCCUAGAGCUGGGCGGGAAGGAGGAUACCGAGGAGGGCUACACCUGGGGCCAGCAGGCGGCGACGAAGCUCCGGGAGCAGUUUGGGUGCUCGAGGAUGGAUAAGGUCUACUUCUGUGGCGGCGCUGAAGUGGUCAGCUUCGACAGGUUCGGUGCCGACGUGCUGACCGAGGGAGAGGAGGAGACAAGUCAGAUCGUAGCGAUGGGCUUUGAGAAAGCGUGGGUGACGGAUCACCUGGGUAUCAAGGCCGAGGUGAAGCUUGCCACAGGUAAAAGCGAGAGCCGUCUCUAA